Messenger RNA from Myxocyprinus asiaticus (Chinese sucker), 6650 nucleotides. RefSeq names its product leukemia inhibitory factor receptor-like. Gene Ontology annotation, molecular function: protein binding; cytokine receptor activity. The transcript is spliced from 19 exons. Bases 3629 to 6298 code for a protein of 889 amino acids. NCBI's taxonomy places the organism in Eukaryota, Metazoa, Chordata, Actinopteri, Cypriniformes, Catostomidae. Gene Ontology annotation, cellular component: external side of plasma membrane. Gene Ontology annotation, biological process: cytokine-mediated signaling pathway. The record is from RefSeq and is a predicted model, not a curated record.
AAUUACUUGUUAAUAGCUUUGGAAUCUGGCUGUCUUUCAAUUCUGAUCCUUCUUUAUCUCAGUGCUGCUUUUGACACUGUUGAUCAUUCUCUGUUACUCACUCGUCUUGAGACAGUUUUUGGUGUCUUUUCUCUCAGAUCAUCGGCAGUUUGUUUCCUUGGGUGGAUGUAGGUUGAAAGUUGGUUUGGUUAAAUGUGGUGUUCCUCAGGGAUAGAUUUUGGGCCCCUUUUUGCAUUUACUUGUUUCCCCUUGGUGAACUCUUAAGAUCUCUUGGUCUUAAUUAUCAUUUUUACGCAGAUGACAGAUUAACAUCCAUUCAAAACCUGGUGAUUGUGUGGCUGUCGCCUUUCUUGCACAAUGUAUUACUGAGAUAAAAAAAAUGGAUGUCUUUAAAUUUUCUUUGUCUCAACAGUGACAAGACUGAGGUUAUGCUCAUUGGUUCACACCACCAACUUCGUAAAGCUGGUUCUUUAACCUUAAAUAUGGAUGGCUCUGCUCUGGAGUUUCAAACAAAAUUAAAAAAUUUUGGGGUGAUAUUUUAUGCAAAUUUAACAUUUGAUCCUCAUGUCAGGAAUACUGUUAAAACAUCAUUCUUCCAUAUCAGAAACAUUGCAAGACUGCGCCCCAUGUUAUCUUUCUCAGUGGCUGAAAAACUGAUCAAUACUUUUGUAUUUUCUCGUAUUGAUUAUUGCAAUGCUUUACUUGUUGGGGUCUCUAAAUCUACCUUAAAUAAGUUGCAGUAUGUGCAAAACUCUGCUGCUAGAAUCUUGACUAGGACCUGGACAAGUGAUCACAUCACUCCUAUCUUGGAGUCCUUGCACUGACUCCCUGUCAAGUUUCAUGACUUUAAAAUUAUCAUGCUUACCUACAAGGCUUUGCAUGGUUUGGCCCCUCAAUACUUGUCUGGACUUUUAAUCCCCUACACUCCAAUGUGUGAUCUCCGCUCCUCCGAAUCUGUUUUUUUAACUGUUCCACCUACUUGUCUGCGUUCUAUGGGUGACAGGGUCUUCUCUUAUUUUGCUCCAAAACUGUGGAACUCUCUUCCCUCUGAGGUUAGACAUGCUGGAUCUUUUAGUAUUUUUAAAUCUUCUCUUAAAACUCACUUUUUUAGGGUUGAUUUUCUGUGAUUAUUAUGUGAAUAUUAUUGUAUUCUUUUUAAAUUGUUCUGAUUGUAUGUUUUCUUUUUCUUUUUUGUAUUUCAAUGUAUUUUUCUUUUCCUUUUGUAAAGCACUUUGAGAUGCAACUUUUAAAGGCGCUAUAGAAAAUAAAGUUUUAUUAUUAUUAUGAAAUUCCAUGAUUAUCUACUCAUGUAUAAUACAGCAAUUGUACAGAUCUUUUGAACACUCUUACCUUAGCACCAGGAACUGGAAUAUAAUGCAAAAAGACAAACACUUGAAAUCAUUGUUUUGUACUAGGAAAAGAUGUGUGUGAUUCUCCAAAUGAGAAGGCAAAAAUUAUAUAACUGAACUGAUAUAAGGAUCCAUUUAGGUAUUGAUUCAGUACAAAGAUAAUAAAGAUUUUGACAGCUACGUGACCUUGCAAUUCACUGAUCAUUGUUUCCCUUACUCUUUAUGUAUUAAUUAAGUUUUAUAGACAUUAUAUAUUGUACUGUAUAUAGGCCUACAGUAUAUGUACAUUAAUUGAGUUUUAAAUGCCCUUAGCAGCAUGACAUGAAGCUUGGACAUACAGUAUAUGACACAAAUUGAAUUAAUUGACUCAGUGAUAUUAAGUGACAGCUUUUGUGAUGUCAAAGAGAUAAACAUGGGAUGUCCCUGGAGCGAUAUUGUUUUUUUUGUAUUCUUUUUGAUGGAUAAGUUAGUUUUGAUGUAUUUGUUCUUGGUGCAGUUGAAAGUGAGUUUAUCUCUUGGACAAGAUAAACAUCUAUUUGAUUAUGUGUACAUUUGUGUUGACCAAACCUUUUCAUUCAUUCCCUACCUGUGAUCUGUAAACUGUUUACUCAUUUUCAUAUAGCCACAGGUUGUAAGUCUUAUCUACAACUGAUAUUUAGCCUUUCAUUGUCUCAAUUGUCCAGUUGUCAAUACUCCAAUAUAGACAUGCACCAAAAGCUAGUUUUGCUUUGCCUUAUCAUCAUGAUCAGUCUGAUCAAAUUGAAAUUGUGUUCAUUGCUCAUAAUGGAUUUCAUAAUUCAUAAGGGCAACACACUGUAUUUCAUGUUCUUGAGUCUUUCCUAUGCUUCCAAAUUAACAAGAUGUUUUUGUAUUGACCAUCCAAAACAAAGAGUUUUCAAAAGACAAAAAAAAGUUUUUAAUACACUUCAUGGCCAAAAAAAAAAAAAAGUAACGUACUGCAAUAUUUAGUUGGACCGCCUUUAGCUUUGAUUACAAUGCGCAUCCGUCGUGGCAUUGUUUCGACAACAAUAUGCAAUGUCACAACAUUUAUUUCCGUCCAGAACUGCAUUCAUUUUUGGCCGAGAUCUUGUAUUGAUGAUAGGAGAAUCGAACAACUCUGUAAAGUCUUAUCCAGCACAUCCCAAUGACUUUCAAUGGGGUUAAGGUCAGGACCCUGUGGUGGCCAAUUAAUGUUUGAAAUUUCAGUAAUCUUUGCUUGAUGCAGGCCAAUUAUUUGCCCCUUCUGAAACACAGUAACAUAUUUUCCACGACCACGGGAUACAUCUUUCGACAUGGUUGUUUAAGAAAUGAGAAGCUACACACUGCAUCAGUUAGGGUUAAAAGAAUUGUUGCCAGCUGAAACAUAUUAAUCACUGCAAUAAUGAUCCAGUCAUUGGCUCUUAAGGAUCUGCAUAUUUAAAUCCAAAUGGCGAUUUUUCUUUUUUUUUUUUCUUUUUUUUUUUUUCUUCUCCAGGCAGUGUAUGAACAUUUAUGUUUCAGGGGCGGGGGCUGUGGUGUAGUGGGUAUACACAUGCUGCUGGUGAUGAAGGUUUGAAUCCGGCUUAUGUCAUGUCUCGAUCUCAUCCCUUUUUUCUAUUCAUCCACUUUGUACACUUUGUUAUAAAUUAAAGCCUAAAAGGCCAUUAAAAAAUAAAUAAGAAAAAAAGAAAGAUAAUUGAUUCCCAUUUUGUGUUCUGAGCUGUUGACAGAUUACCUGCCUUAGUUAGUCAUUUAGCCAUGAUUAAUGGAUAAGAGUUUUUUUUGUUUCUCUUGCAGAUCUAGUUGCUAAUGGAAGCACUGGUGAGCAUUUACACACCCAGAAUCUUCUGAGCUCAGAUCAUGUCAGUCUGGUGUUUAUGUGCUUUGCUCCUUUCUCUGACUGAUCAAACAGAGCAGGACACUUGACAGAGGGGUCCUUGGCGAUGCAGUCAUUGGUGUAGAGGGAGAAGAGUAGUGGGGAGAGCACACAUCCCUGGGGGGGCUGGAAGUGAAUUUCCCCAGUCUCACUAGCUGCUGCCUGUCCGUCAGAAAACUGGUGAUCCACUAACAUAUAGAGGUGGGAACAGAGAGUUGAUUUAAUUUAGUCUGGAGAAUAGCUGGGAUAAUGGUGUUAAAAGCCGAACUGAAUUCCACAAAAAGGAUCCUUGCAUAUGUCCCUGGUCUGUCCAGAUGUUGCAGGAUAUGAUGCAAUCCCAUGUUGACUGCAUCAUCCACAGACCUGUUUGCUCGAUAAGCAAAUUGAAGGGGGUCCAGAAAGGGUCCAGUGAUGUCCUUCAGGGAUGAUGGUGAAGCGUUCGAAGCCGCAGGGAACUUCACACUGCUCAAGUGAUCUGUUGAAGAUCUGUGUGAAGAUGGGGGCCAGCUGGUCAGCACAGGCUUUUAAAGAGACGGCAGGGCACCAACUUUCAGUAAAAGAGGUGACAGUGUAUCCUGAAAAAAGUGACAUAUCUGAUACUGGUGAAUGGGUGUUGAAUGUUAAAUGGAAAGAUGAGUUUGCUGAAAGUAACCAACCAGAGAAACUCACUUAUGACAUAGAAGUCCUUCACACUGAACAGAUGAGGAUCGUUCACUAUGAGAUCAUACAGGUGACACCAAACCCAGCAGUCCCUAAUCACUGGAAAUGGACCUCAUCUUUACCACUGCAGUGCACCUCCCAUUCCGUCAGAUUGAGGCGCAGAGAUCCGCAUCAGACCAGCAAUUGGACACCUUUAUACACUUACGAAGGAGAAGAUCUACAUGUAAGUGCCACAACGGCACUCGUCUAUCCUUAUAACCAAGUUUUCCUGGUUGGGAGCAACGUGACAUUCUGCUGCAUCUUGAGGACUGAGAAGGUUCAGUCAUUCAGUUCCCCUAAAUUUACAAUCCGCAUCAGCAACAGGACAUUCAUCACUAAACCAGUUCACUUCCACACCCCUACUGAAUCAGGGGGAGUGGACCUACCUUGUAUGGAUAAUGGAAGCACAGUAUUUAUUGGCUAUCCACCAGAUGACCAAAAUCUUACAUGUGUGACACGGGAUCUCAGCUCUGUGGAUUGUCACUGGGAACAUGGCCGAAAAACCCAUCUUGAAGGAAAUAAAAAUACCAAAUACACACUGAAUGGAAGAGUUUGUACAUUUGAUCGAUGUGUCCUACGUGAAAACAAUGUCACAAGAUGGACUCUGAUUGCCAGAAAUCCCCUUGGUGUGAAGACAAUCACUGAUUCAGCUGACCCCAAACACAGAGUAUGGUUGAGAGCACCAAGGAACAUACAAUCCCGUGUGCUUCAUGCAAGAAAUGCCACUCUUCAAUGGAGUUGGAACAUGGAAAAUUAUACUUCCUUUCCAAUGACAUGUCAAGUGGAGCUCAAUGGAUCCAUUUACAAUAAAACCUUCGAUGGACUGGGUCUUUCGUCAAUUGUCCUUGAAGAUCUGCAGCCCUCUGCUAAUUACACAGCUAAAGUGCAAUGUGGGUCUUCUAAACACUUUUACAGGUGGGGAGACUGGAGUGAAAUGACUCACAUCUCUACUAAAGAAGAAAUUCCAGAAGCAGUAGAUAUUUGGAUGCAAUAUUUGGAACAAAAUACAUAUAUUGUAUGGAAGCCUCUAACAAAACAACAAAGUCAUGGGAUAAUUACGGGCUAUGAACUUACAAUAAGUGACUCCAAAAACAACUGGAGAAACACCAUCCACAGAGGACUAGAGACACCACUGUGCCACAGUCUCACAUCUGGGAAUGAUAAAGGGGAUCAAAUAAUCACAAUCUCAGCUAGCAACUCAGCUGGUCUUUCUCCACCUUCAAGAAUCACCAUCCCAAGCUAUCCAGACAAUGGAGUCAAUAUAAGCCAUAUCAACAGCAGUAAUGGUGGCUUUACAAUCUUUUGGGAAGAAAGCAUCAGCUCCAGUUGUGGCUAUGUUGUUGACUGGUUUUCAACCCACAGUGAAAAACGUUGUGCUGUUAAUUGGAGGAAGAUCCCAUCCGGUCACUUAAGCACCUGGAUUCCGUCAGAGUUUUUUCAACCAGGAGUGAAAUAUAAUAUCUCGGUCUACGCUUGCACUGCUGAUGCCCCACAGCUUCUGCAGAGGAGAGAGGGUUAUGCUAUAGAGCAACGACCCUUUGAGAAAGUUCAGAAGCUGAGAAUCGGUAAACAGGAAGGCAGAAAACUUGAGCUUUUCUGGGACACAGUGCCCUCAGGCAAGGAAGGAGGCUUCAUACAGGGUUACAGGGUUGUAACAAUUCGCUCUGAUUCCAACACAACUAUCAAUGCUAAAAAAACAAGUGAGCGAACAGUUAGUUUGACAUUAGAUCCUGGCUCCUACAUUAUCAGCGUUAGUGCCUAUACAUCUGCAGGAGAAGGUGAUAAUGCCACACUCAGUUUCCUGGUGGAAAAAAGCAUUUAUCAGAUGAUUGCGGGCACUGUUGUGGGCUUCAGCUUAGUGGCCCUUGUCUUCAUUAUCAUUUCAGUCGUUUGCUUCAGGAAGAGAAAGUGGUUAAAGAAAAUAUUAUAUCCAGAUAUUCCUGCACCAAAACUUUCAGGGGAAUGGACUAAAAAUGGGUUUUAUUGCUCCCAGCUGACUGAAGGGUAUAUGAAGUGUGAGAUUCAGGAGGCCUGCAAUUCAGAGCAUCUUCCAACAUCACAAGAAAGUGGCAAUAGCCAUGCUCUCAUCAGCCAUACCUCCAGAGUAUAUCAUGCAUGUCCUUUCUAUCAGAAUACAUCUGAAUCUCCAGUUGCUGUCUCAUCCUCUCCAGCUGAUACCCCUUCCAACUCAUUGGAGUCUUCAUUAUUGUGGCCCGGUGUUGAGAAGCUGAGCUCAAUUAUUGAAAACCCAACAUACAAUACAACCCUACCAGAAUCAGUCGAUUUUUUACAAAUAUCAGAGCUCACACUGGACUCUUACCUCCCAGCACCUAACUUUGUUCAUAAUAAUUCUGAUGUUAAGAACUCAUUGGGUUACAAGUCCCAGUCAUCAUGACCUACAAAGGCAGAGAUAAACAGACUCCAAUAUAGCAGUAUAAUAUAAUGUACACCAUCUGUGAGUUAUGCCUUUAUGAGCUCCAUUAAUAGCUAAAGAGCAGAGUAUAAGACACACUGUGUGUAAAUUAUGCCUAUGUGAACUUGAAUGGAUGUUGUUUAUAAGGUAUACAGCUUUUUCUGCUGUUUUUCUCUGAGGGAUAGUUCACCUAAAAAUGAAAGUUAUAUCAUUAUUUACUCACCCUCAUAUCAUCCUAGAUGUGUAGGACUUUCUUCUGCUGGACACAAAGAUUUUUAGAACAAUAUGUCAGCUCUGUAGGUCCUCACAAUACAGGUGAAUGGUGACCAGAACU